Octopus bimaculoides (California two-spot octopus) is the source of this 3046-nucleotide messenger RNA. RefSeq lists its product as uncharacterized. Gene Ontology annotation, molecular function: DNA-binding transcription factor activity, RNA polymerase II-specific; RNA polymerase II transcription regulatory region sequence-specific DNA binding. The record is from RefSeq and is a predicted model, not a curated record. Gene Ontology annotation, biological process: regulation of transcription by RNA polymerase II. Lineage: Eukaryota; Metazoa; Mollusca; Cephalopoda; Octopoda; Octopodidae. Gene Ontology annotation, cellular component: nucleus.
UGAUCUCAUAUGAGAUCACUGGUAGGUAAUGGGUUAAAGUGAACAAAUACCACGAAGCAUUUUGUUCGGUGUAUUAUCUAUUCUGCCAACAUGCUGCCUUAAUUUUAACGAAAGAUAACGUGAGGUUAUCUUAUACUGAGAAGAUGUCAUUUUGUUUGUUAGAUUUUUUAUUUCACUACUUUUCAGGAGGAAUUCGAAUUACCAAAACACCGCCGACAAGCCACUGGCAUCGUUGAUUUCAAUAACAGCUACUGUUAAGCUGUUAUAAAACCAUAUUAUCAUAUAAUCCUACUUUGUGUAAUCCCGUAUAUACAGGCCAUAUUCUCUCCAGAUAUAAAUAACUAAACAUCAUCAUAUAUCAGUCUCCCCACUGGCUUUCCAUUUCUCAGCCAUCAAAGAGUGAUUUCCCUUUUAAACCACAAGACUCACUGAUCAAUAACUUAAUCAAUAACCUCAGUCUAUUGACUUAUAAACUCAAUAGAUGGUGAAUACCCAACAAAGAAUUAUAUUAUGUUGUGUUAAUUGGACAUUCUAAUAUAACCUGUAGUAGAAGACUAUCAACUCUAUCAGAACAUCUGCUACCAGUUAUUUAUGGACUCCCUAUAUUUUCUAGCCUACAUAACAUCCAUUGACAUUUAUUAAGCUAAAUAUAGAAGUCUUUUUGUUUACAUCAGUGUGAGAAGAUUCAACCAGCCUCUGUGGUAAGUAGAAAAUAUAUCUACAUAACAUAUUUUCUGCACAUCUAAGCAAAGGCUUGAGAUAUUGAAAGCAAGAAACUGAACCACAGCUGAGUAUAUUCACGAAUAUUUCUCUGCUUUUAAGAAUUUCAUCAACACUUAACAUGGAAGGUGUCAAUCACUUGAACACUUCUAAGAUAACUGUUUUUGCCAAUAAAGAUACAGCUUCACAAACGUACAGCGAUGAGGAAACCUUGUGUGAUGAAAUGUUUACAACUAAACGAAUAUCUUUACACAGAAAGAUGUGCAAAUAUCGUUGUGAGAUCUGUAGGAAAAUAUUCUCCUCAAAACAAGAAGUCUUCACACACAGGAAAACACACAAUAAGAAGGAAAAGUCUUGCUACUGUGAGAUAUGUGGAAAAUCUUUUGGUAAUAGAUCAGAUCUUGUUAUCCACAAAAAUAGUCACAAUGAAGAGAAACCAUACCACUGUGAAAUAUGUGGGAAAGCCUUUUUUUCUAACAGUAAAUUAACACGACAUAAAAUAAUACACAGCGGAGAAAAACCGUUCCAUUGUCAAAUAUGCGGAAAAUCUUUCACACAGAAUUCAAAUCUUGUCAUUCAUAAAAGAAUACAUACGGGGGAAAACCCAUUUCACUGUGAAACAUGUGGAAAAGCUUUCAUUAAUAAUUCAAGCCUUACAAUCCAUGUUCGUAGUCACACAGGAGAGAAACCAUAUUACUGUGAAAUGUGUGGUAAAUCCUUUGUUGAUAACAGCAAUUUAACAAGACACAAAAGAAUACAUACUGGGGAAAAGUUUUUCCAUUGUCAAAUAUGCGGAAAAUCUUUCAUUGAAAAUUCUAAGCUUACAAUCCACAUACGAAGUCACACUAAAGAAAAACCUUAUCAGUGCGAAAUCUGUGGAAGAUCAUUUUCUGUUAACUCCAGUCGUGUUGUCCACAAACGUGUUCACACUGGGUAAGGCUAUCUUGUAAAAUACUCUUUACUCUUGUUACUCUUUUACUUGUUUCAGUCAUUUGACUGCGGCCAUGCUGGAGCACCACCUUUAGUCGAGAAAAUCGACCCCAGGACUUAUUCUUUGUAAGCCUAGUACUUAUUCUAUCGGUCCCUUUUUGCCGAACUGCUAAGUUACGGGGACCUAAACAUACCACCAUCGGUUGUCAAGCGAUGGUGGUGGGACAAACACACACAUAUAUAUAUACAUAUAUACGAUGGGCUUCUUUCAGUUUCCGUCUACCAAAUCCACUCACAAGGCUUUGGUCGGCUCGAGGCUAUAGUAGAAGACACUUGCCCAAGGUGCCACGCAGUGGGACUGAACCCGGAACCAUGUGGUUGGUAAGCAAGCUACUUACCACACAGCCACUCCUGCGCCUAUACGUGGAAAGUUGUUCAUCAUUAUCAUCAUCAUUGUUGUUUAAUGUCUAUUUUCAAUAUUGACAUUGGUUGGAAUGUUUGACAGGGGCUGGUCAGGCCCCAAUUGUCUGUUUUGGCAUGUUUUUUACCGAUGGCUGCCCUUCCUUAUGCCAACCACUUUACAGAGUGUGCUGGUUCCUUUUUAUGUGUUACCUGCAUGAGUGUAUUGUAAGUGUCACUGGCACGAAUACAUUUUAUGCAGCACCAGCACUAGUGCAUCCUACAUGGCACCGGCAUGAGUAUUUUACGUCGCACCGACACCAGCUGGGAGAGGGUGUGGGGGCAUGGCCAUAAAGGAUAUUAAUAGUAAUAAUCUAACAAACAUGAAAGAACACACAUUGGAGAAAAACUGUUUUACUUUGGAAUAUAUGGGAAAUCUUUUGUUAAUGAGAGUAAUUUAAGAAAACAGAAAAGAAUAUACAUAGUAAAAAAAUUGUCUUGUCUCUUAUUUCUUUACUGCCCACAAGGGGGUUACAUACAGAGGGGACAAACAAGGACAGACAAACAGAUUAAUUUGAUUAUAUUGACCCCAGUGCAUAACUGGUACUUAUUUAAUCGACCCCGAAAGGAUGAAAGACAAAGUCGUCCUCGGCGGAAUUUGAACUCGGAACGUAAAGACAGACGAAAUACCACUAAGCAUUUUGCCCGGCGUGCUAACGUUUCUGCCAGUUCACCGCCUUAAAAAAAAAAAAAAAAUUGUCUUGUGAAAUAUUGGGAAACUUUUUUUUUUAUCAAUAAUAGUAAUUUAACAAAGUACAAAAGAAUACACAAUAGCAAAUAAAACCAUUUCACUAUAAAAUAUGUUGAAAAUCUUCCAUUAGCCCUUUAGCAUUUAAUCCAGCUAUAUCUGGCCCGAAUAUUCUACCAGUUUUAUGCUUUAACUGGCCAGAUCCAUCUUCUCACACCUGCCCUAUAAUGCCAGUCUAAAAAUAUACAA